AUGGAUUGGAGAGCUAGAUUUCCACAUAGCUCAGUGACCCAUCUACCUCCUCAUGCCUCAGACCACCUUCCCAUCCUUUUGCAAAUUCAAGGCCGCAAGAAGUUAAGACAAAAGGGUCAUAGGGGAUUCAAGUUUGAGGAAGCUUGGUUGUUGUCUGAUGAAUGUGAGGGAGUGAUCAAAACAGCAUGGGAAAAGGGUAGUACUGAUGGUUCAGGUUUGGGCUUGGCAAAACAAAAGACUGCAGCAUGUGCAGUGGAGUUACAAGCGUGGGGUUCUUCCAAUGCUCAACCUGAUUCAAAGGAGAUUAAGAAGCUUAAAAAACGGCUUGAAGAGUUGAAUUUAGCAGAUCUUACCGAGGAUAGCAAAGCAGAAUUUCUGAUGGCUAGUAGGAGUCUUGAUGCUUUACUUCUUAAGCAAGAGAUUUAUUGGGCACAAAGAGCUAGGCUAUCUUGGCUGAAACAUGGAGAUAAGAAUACAAAAUUCUUUCAUUCCAAAGCAUCCCAAGGAAGAAGACAGAAUUAUAUUUAG
Molecule: messenger RNA, 528 nt
Organism: Quercus lobata
Lineage: Eukaryota; Viridiplantae; Streptophyta; Magnoliopsida; Fagales; Fagaceae
Exons: 1
Coding region: 1-528 (175 amino acids)
Source: RefSeq, a predicted model, not a curated record